Tympanuchus pallidicinctus (lesser prairie-chicken) is the source of this 3359-nucleotide messenger RNA. RefSeq names its product coiled-coil domain-containing protein 81-like. Gene Ontology annotation, cellular component: centrosome. The record is from RefSeq and is a predicted model, not a curated record. The transcript has 15 exons. NCBI's taxonomy places the organism in Eukaryota, Metazoa, Chordata, Aves, Galliformes, Phasianidae. The coding region runs from base 931 to 2559 and encodes 542 amino acids.
UGGGUCUCACACUGGCCGACAGGGAGCUGGUCAGGGCUGUGAUAGUCAGGGUCAGCUUUGGCUGCUUUCACCUGACAUGGACCUGAUACUUGCAGAGGAGUGUGAGGGCUCCAGCUGAUAGAGUUUCCUUACAAGUGAAAGAGUAGACAGGGAUGGUGCGGACCUACUGUUGUGUUAAUAAGCACAGGAGCAGAGAGGGCUGAUGUACCUCAUGGUUUCUGUGCCACUGUCUUCACCAGCAAUGCUUCCCUGGCUUUUAUGCCUGAAGGCAGGAUUCUAGAGCACAACUACUAAAUGGUGGGAGAACUCCUGGACAGCAGCCCUGCCAAGAAGCUCUUGGGCUUCCCUGGGAGACAAAAAACUUUACCUGUGUCAGCAGUGUGUGCUGGUAGCCCAGAAAGCCAACAGUAUUCUGGACUGCAACAAAAGAGCGGUGGGCAGCAGGGCAAGGGAGGCGAUGGUCCUCCACUCUGCCUUCAUGAGGAACCAUCUAAAGUAUUGUGAAUCCUCUUGUGGGGUCCUGGCCCAUCUCGUGGCUUGGAAAAUCAUGGUGAUCUUACUUCUGUCUCAUCAGCUGAUGGCAGGUCACAGGAACGCUGGCGGGUUGGGUAGUGGGUGGUUGCUGAGAUGAUGGAUCUCUGCUGAAUGAGGCAUCUGGAGGUGGGGCCUUGGGGCUGGGCCAGGUUUUCAUUUCUUUAUGUACUGCUGUGUUGCUGCAGCUGCCCUUCUGUAUUGUUACUUCUUUUGUUCGUGAAUAUUAACAUGUGUUAUCUCUGUGUUAUUUGUCAUCCUGCUCUCUUUUCUGUGUUUUGCAGGCUAGCUCAUGCUGGAAGUUGGUGGUGUCACUGUAUGAAUGAAGGUCAGUUCAGGAGUAGCUGCUGAUGGAAGGAAUGAAGUCCACGUUAAUGAACUGAAGCAUCUCCUGAGGUCAUGAGCAUUUGGGACAGUACAUCUGAGUACAUGCUUCAGCAGUUUGCCCUCAAAAAGGGUGUGGCCGUAGAUGUCCUUGGCACUUUCUACAUCCUGAGAAAGCGCAUCUGCGAGGGGACCAGGCCCAUGAUUGUCCCCAGGUUCUACCUGUCACAACGAGUGGCACAGGCUCAGGGGCUCAUCUACACCAACAGCGACAUUCCUGAUGAUCUCAAAGUCGUCCCCCUGGACUAUUCCCAGCUGUCCCUGAAGACAUCCUUGCCAGAGAAGCUGGUGAAGGAGUGCGUGAAUGACAUCGUGGUCCUCUUCAGCUGGGGCGCAGGGCUGGGAGAGGACUACGACCUUGUUUUCAAGGGCAUUGGGGUUCUCAUGAGCCGGAAUCGGAUCCUCACAAUGAGGUACCGUGAGGAGUUUCUCCUUGCCGUUGAUCAGACAGGAGCUGCGCUGAAGUGUCUGCUCGCUAACCCGCAGACAGAGGUCUGUGUGCUAUCAGGCAGGGAACCGGCUGCUUUCCAUGUGUGUCCCGGGGGCAUCCGUGUGCUUCCAGGGUUUAAAAUUAAGCUGCCCUCUGAAAUAAAAGCCGGAGAGCUCUCCCCUGACAAGGAAGCCGAUGAGAAGGAAGGUGCACGGAGCUACCAGGAUAAGUACCUGCACCAGCAAAAGACACAGCCACCACACCAUCAGAAAGGGGACAGGGCUAUAGAAGGGAAUCAAAAGCACAGAAGGACUCCUAUGGACAAUGGUAUCUUCAGCCAGCUGUUAGCAGGCCUGAAGUCCAGGUCUGACGCUGAAGAAGGGGGAGUCAGGGAAGACGUGUAUAAGGAGCAGGAGAAAGAAGGGAGUCGCAAGCACCCCACAGCCCAGCGGAGGCUGCCCCCUUUGACUCUGCUGGCGCUGCCCACCAAAGCCCUGCGAGGAGAGCCAGCACCCAGCACCCCGCGUCCAAAGAGGACAGAGUUUUCCCACGCACCAUCUGGCACCCAGGGGUCAGCCAAGCUGCUCCGAAAACUCCGUGGGGAAGAAGGUCAAGCUGAGGAGGGUGAGGGAGACGGCAGGGCAGCAGGGAGCCGCAAGCACGCCCAGCGGAGGCUGCCCCCGGUGACAGUGCUGGAGCUGCCCGCCGAUGUCACCCAAGCACAGCCAGCACUGGGAGCCCCGCGCCCAAAGAGUGCGCUACCAGCAAUUGAGGGGAGCUCUUCAAAGGCGGGCAAGAGGAGAAAGGUGCGCCAGUGCAGGGAGAAAACUGAAAUUCCUGCUUGCAAAGACCAUCAGCGAGUAGGACAGGAGGUCUGCUACCUGUGUUUGCAGCAAGAGCAACAUCGCCUGCGGGCAGCCAUGCUGGAGGAGAAGGAAAAGAAAGAAAGGGCUGAGCGGGCAGAGCUGCAGGACUGGAAGACCAGGAUGGCAGCCUUGAGCCAGCGGAGAGCACGUGCUGCAUGGGAGCGGGAGGUUGCCAAAACAGAUAAAAAGGAGAACUUAAGAUGCAGCAGAAAUUACCUGGAAUCCCUCUGCCCCACUCCUCCAGGCUACAUCCGGAGGAUGGAGUAUGACCGCGAGCUCCAGGAGAGGAGGGAGGUGUGGGAAAAGGAGCGUUGGAGAGUACCAGCGAAGAUCCCACUACGGCAAUAAGCAUGGGCAGCUCCUGCCGCGUCCUGGCUCAGGGGCAGAGAGCCGGUGUUGAGCCAGGGCCCCCCACAGAUGGGGCUGUGGGCGUGCAGGCUGGAGCAGGAGGGGUCCGAAAGCAACUCUGUGCCACUCUUGCUGCCACAAGUGCCGAUGGCCCUCCCACCGCCAUGCCAGGGAAGGAUAGAACCCGGUGGGCAGAGCAGAAGACCAGAGAACAGCAAAGCCCCUCCAGAGCUUGCAGCAGGAGCACACCUGCUUCCCGUGGAGCACAAGAGCAGGCCAGUGCUUCACCUUCACACUGUGGCUGCAGGCCAAAGGAGCGUCACCUGCCUGGGAGCAUGGGAACAGACGAAAGACCAGUCAGAGCAGAAGCUGCAGAGCAAAAUAAGUAGCAUGAGAAGACAUGCUGAGAACCGAGGACAUCUCCAGAAUGCACGGGAGAAAGAAACUAUACAACUGUCAGGGAAUUGUAACCAUUUCUGCCCACCAUGACUGUGAGCUGCUUGCUCUGCAUACGAAGCUUCGGAGCGUAGAGAACAGCGGAAAAUUACCAGGUUAAGCUAGCGUGGGUCAACAGCCGUUCCCCCUCCUGUUUGUAUGCUCCCUUCAAGUACUGGCAGGCCACAGUGAGGUCUCCCCAGAAACCGGUUUGAACAUCAUGUUGUUUGUAACGUUAGCUAUUCCAUCUGGGAAGUGGCUGUUUGUAACAUCAGCUAUUCCAUCUGGGAUGUCAGUGUCAAAAUUCAAGUCAUGUUGCCCGGUAUGUAUCGUGAGGAAUAAAGGAAUGCCACUUUCUAACACCA